This is a messenger RNA of Leucoraja erinaceus (little skate), 2340 nucleotides long. RefSeq names its product transcriptional activator protein Pur-beta-like. Gene Ontology annotation, cellular component: nucleus. The record is from RefSeq and is a predicted model, not a curated record. Gene Ontology annotation, molecular function: RNA polymerase II transcription regulatory region sequence-specific DNA binding; DNA-binding transcription factor activity, RNA polymerase II-specific; purine-rich negative regulatory element binding. Gene Ontology annotation, biological process: regulation of transcription by RNA polymerase II. NCBI's taxonomy places the organism in Eukaryota, Metazoa, Chordata, Chondrichthyes, Rajiformes, Rajidae.
GUUGUCAUGGUGACGGGGUUGCGUUGACGCUCCACCGGGCGCUCACGCCGAGUGCGAGCAUGCGCACAACGGCUCUCCUCGUCCAGCGCUCACGUCGAGUGGGAGCAUGCGCACUGACUCCCUCCCUAUCAAAGAUCUUUGCUCCCAAUCUCCCAGCGCGAGAGGAAGCGGCGGCUCGGCGCGCUGGAGCUGCGCGGUUUAACCAGGCCGCUGGGACAGGCAGACCGACAAGGCCGGGAAUAUACUCUCAUCCCGCCUCCUUUAAUGGCGGACAAAGACGGUGACAGAGGAGCGCCGGCUGGCACCACCGUGCGCCCGGGCUCUCCGUUACCGGCAGCGCAGCCGCUGCCCGAAGAAGAAGAGAAGGAGGUGGCGGAGGAGACGACGACAACAACCAUCACUACCACCACGGCGGCAGCGGCUGCGGAGGACGAAGAGGCCGACGAUGGUGACGCCGCCGCCACCAGCUCUCCACCGUCGCUGCUGCUGCAGACCCAGAAGUUGGCCUCCAAGCGGGUGGACAUCCAAAACAAGCGCUUCUACCUGGACGUCAGGCAGAACGCUAAGGGGCGUUUCCUGAAGAUCGGCGAGGUGGGCACGGCGGGCCACAAGAGCCGCCUCACCGUCUCAAUGCCGCUGGCGGCCGAGAUGCGCGAUCGCCUGGGCGACUUCAUCGAGCACUACUUGCACCUGGGGCCUGGGGGUGGCGGCAUCGGCGACGCCAGCUCCACGCCGGCCCCGACCUCCCAGCCGCAGGCCCCGCUGCAGUCUCGGGCCCAGGAGUGGGUGCUGAAGAGCGAGUACUUGAUGAGGGACAACCGCAAGUAUUACCUGGAUCUGAAGGAGAAUAAACGCGGGCGUUUCCUGCGGAUCCGCCAGACCAUGGACCGAGGCCCGGGCGUGGGCUACUCGGGCCAGGGACAGACUAUCGCCCUGCCCGCUCAAGGCCUCAUCGAGUUCAGGGACGCUCUGGCCAGGUUGAUCGAAGAUUACGGUGUUGGCGGCGGGCCAGGCCGGGGAGGAGGCGGAGGCCGUCUCCUGGAUGGCACCUCGGCUCUUGUGCCGCCCAAGCUACCCGAGGACACCUCGGUACCCGUCGACAACAAGAGGUUCUUCAAGAGGGUGGGUGGAGAGAGGGGAGGGGAGAGUGCGGCAGUGUUUCCACAUUGAAGGAAAUUACCCGAAAUUCGGGAAAUUCUGGUAGCCUACGGGUAAUUUUAGGGUAAUGAAAUAAUUUCGGGAAAUUUCCGCAUCCGGCCGCGGGAUGAUUUGGGGAAAAAAAUAUUGUGAUCAUCCGCACCUAGGCAGCUGGGGGAGGCCGGUGACACAGUGGGGACGCACAAUUAUGCCAUCUCCCCCGCGCGUCCGCAGAAUACCACCAUUUUCACUACACACAAUCUUACAUCGCCUCGUGCCUAGUCUGGGUUAGUGGGGCCAUGGAACAUUGCUUUGGGGGAGGGGGAGUGUUUUUUAUCAGGGGUAUCAAACUACCCGUCCAAGCUGGCCCGCGGGGAUGAUUUAGGAAAAAAAAGGAGUGCCCACUUCUCUGGGCCCGGGGCUCCAGUAUCUGCCUGCCCAGUCCAUCGACCAUCUGUGGCGGCAGAGCCUCGUCGCCGGUCAGCCUAGCGGCCAGGGAGACCGUUCUCCCGUCGCCAAGUGGGAGUGGGAACGGCUUACUCUGAACCCAGUCUUGGCAGCGGCCGUGACCCCGAUAUCAGGCGUCACUUCGGCCAGGCCCACGCAAUGCUGCGAGGGAGAGAGAGGGGGGUGGGGAGGGAGGGGGGAGGGGGAAGGAGGAGAGGGAAACGGGGAGAGGGAGGGAGCCGUCACAACCCAGUAGUUUAGUUUGAGGCUACUUAGAGGCUGUAUGGUAACACACAUUUCACUGUACCUUAAUUGAUGCAUGUGACAAAUAAAUAAUUUGAUUGUUGUAUUGAGUUAUCCGUGACACUUCCAGGCACACUAUAUGUUUCUACACUGCACUGAACACACAAUAUACAUACCAUGCAGGCUAGGCUGCAUCUUAUAUGUGCACAGUGCAUAAUGUCUUGCAUAAUACUGUACAAGUGAGUAACAGAAGCAGGCAGCUACGGUGUAGUUACAUAAAUCUGUUUUGCCUUGUUCUUCUUUGUGUUGUUAACGUGUGUCCGCGAAAGAAAAACAACAACAAACAGCAUGCAGGAAGCAUUUUUAAAAAUUUCAGCAAAAUACCAUCCAAUUCCAUGAAAUUUGAUAUUCUAUUUCAGGAUUUAUUUUUGAGCUGUGGAAACACUAGAGUGAGGACUUGUUAGUGUUAAAAUAAAGAACUGUUUCAUUUGAAAAAUGAAAGCAUUCAAGAGU